AUGAGUGGAAGCACAUUGAGUUGCGGGUAUGCGAAUUUCGGUAAUCGUCCGUAUUAUCCGAGGAGAUGUAAAGAUCGGAAGAGUUUUUCGACAAAUAUAGAGUCUCUUCCCGAAGAACUGUUGUUCGAGAUUCUUCUACUACUCUCAUCCAAAGAUAUCCACAAUGGGGCAAGACUUGUUAGCAAGAGAUGGUACAACAUAAUCCGUAACCCUAACUUCGUAAAAGCGCACCUUCGCAACAAUCCAUCGACCGUCGGACUUCUCAUCCAGAGUUACGAUGUGCCCGGGGAUCCAGCCUUUGUGUCACUGCGGCGAGGAAAAGUUGAGGUAUCUAAAUUGAACUACAAUUUCCCUCAAACAAUUUGGAGCAGCUGUAAUGGUUUGAUACUAGAAUUGGAUCUCAAAACACAAAAGGGUGUUUACAUUUUAAACCCCGAAACGAACUUUCGGUUUGAUCUCCCUCGAGUUAUUUGUGAACCGGACGAGCAUCUUGAGUAUUGUAUAGCAUAUUCCGCAGCUUCCAAGGAGUACAAAGUGGUCCACACGUCUUAUUAUACAAAGUACUAUGGUAUUCCCAAGCUACGAUACUGUGCUAUACUGACUGUCGGAGUCGACAAGUCUUGGAUGCACGUCGGUACACAACACUUAUCUGCCACAGCUAGAAAUCUUCUCACCGGUUUUCCGUUGGCUACCGAAGGUUUUAUUCAUUGGACUUCCAACGAGAGGCUACACACUCAUGUUCUGACUAUGAACGUAGAGACUGAAGUUAUUACAGAGAAUGUUGUUCCUCAGGGUUACGGAGAAAGCUUCGGGUAUUAUCUGCCGAUGGGGAGUUGUCUAACUUUGUUCAUUGAGCGCAGUGAAUUUUCUUUCGAGAUAUUGAAGAUGAAAUCAGAAACGGGAGAAUGGACUAAGUUGCCCAACGUUGACUUGGAAGGUCGAAGAAGCAGAAUCGAACAGUUUGUCAGUGAAUGUUGUGGGUCCCGCCAAGACGAACCUAGAUAUCUUAUACUCGAACCAGGUGGUUGGUUAGAUGAAGAGGUGUUGGUGUUGCAUGUUUCUCCAACUAGGGUUUUCGUUGUCUACAAUGUUCGUACGCAGGAAAUCGACUUCUUCAAGUUUGAUUAUGAUUCUGGUGGUUACGGAUUUAACGUUCUUAGAAAAAAAUUAUGA
Messenger RNA from Erythranthe guttata (spotted monkey flower), 1173 nucleotides. RefSeq lists its product as uncharacterized. Gene Ontology annotation, molecular function: protein binding. The record is from RefSeq and is a predicted model, not a curated record. Lineage: Eukaryota; Viridiplantae; Streptophyta; Magnoliopsida; Lamiales; Phrymaceae.